AAGAAGAGGCGGCGGGGGCGUGGAGCUGCCGUCGCUGCCCGCCGGGCUGGUGGCGUGGCUGUGUGGGACGGGCGCCGUUCGUAACCCGCUCUCGGGGCAGCGGCUGGGGCUCGGGGCUGAGAGCGGCCGCGGGGCCGCCCCGGCCCGCGGGCUCCGCCAUGUUCCGAAGGGCACGGCUCAGCGUGAAGCCGAACGUCAGGCCCGGGGCUGGCGCCAGGGGCCCCGCCGCCCCCGCUGCCCAGCGCGGACAGGAGCCUCCCCGGCCGCCGGAGCCGGACGCGGCCGCGAAGCCGGCGGAGCCCGCAGAUGUGCCCCCGGCGGGGCUCGGGGCGCCGCAGCCCCAAGAAAAGGCUCCCAGGAGCAGUGAUGAAAAGCCUGAUGGUGAGAAUGAUGUUGAAGAACCCAGUAAAUGUUCCCCUACUGUUUCACAGAGAAGAAAGCGAAUAUCAAGUACUCCUACUCUGGUUAAGCCUAGUGUCAGCGUUCCUUCAGAACCUCAUCCAUUGGAGAUACCAGUUAAUCAAGCAGUUCCACAGCCAAACUCUGUUCCAACGAAAGAGAAACAGCCAUGCUCAGACAGAUAUCGAAUAUAUAAAGCCCAGAAACUGAGAGAAAUGUUAAAAGAAGAAUUGCGAAAAGAGAAGAAGCAAUGGAAAACCAAGUGUGCCAUAAAUGAAAAUCAGAGGCCACCAGAUCGUUCAAAAAUGACUAUGAGAGACUUCAUAUAUUACCUGCCAGAUAACAAUCCAAUGACUUCUUCACUGGAGCAAGAAAAGAAAAAUGAAAAAUCAUUGACACCAGUCCAGACAAGAGAGCAAGAAGGUAAGAGUACUCCUGAUGCUGGAGAUGAUGACCAAGUAGAGGAAGAGGUGGACGAAGGGCCAUUACUGGUUCCUCGAGUAAAGGUGGCAGAAGAUGGUUCUAUUAUUUUGGAUGAAGAAAGUUUAACUGUAGAAGUUUUAAGGACAAAAGGCCCCUGUGUUGUUGAGGAAAAUGAUCCCAUAUUUGAGCGUGGUUCUACAACUACAUAUUCCAGCUUUAGGAAAAGCUAUUACUCUAAACCUUGGUCAAAUAAAGAAACAGAUAUGUUUUUUUUAGCCAUCAGCAUGGUAGGAACUGACUUUUCUAUGAUUGGACAGCUUUUUCCUCACAGAGCAAGGAUAGAAAUUAAGAAUAAAUUUAAACGUGAAGAGAAAACAAAUGGAUGGAGAAUAGACAAAGCAUUCCAGGAAAAGCGCCCUUUUGACUUCGAUUUUUUUGCUCAUUUGCUUCAGAAAGUUCUUGCUGAAGAAGAGAAAAGAAAACAAAAAUCCGUUAAAAAUCAGAGUUUAAAGGAGAAGAAAUCCUCUAAACCACGAAAAAAUGUAAAAGCAAAAAAAGUUGCCAGUGAAGGAGUGAAUGAUGAUCCAGAUGAGUCUGUGAGCACUAGUAUUCCAGAUACAGAAGGAUCUCAAAAGGAUGCUCAGACAGUUGAAGAAGAACAACAGCCUCUGACUUUGUCAGAACAGGAUUCAGAGCAGAUUGCAUUAGAACCAAACUUAAAUCAAAAGAAAAGGAGAAGGAAGAAUCAGGAUGAAGUUGGUAAACAGGAAGUAAAAAAUCUUUCAGGAAACGCCACUGUUCAACCAGGCCCUUCUAAAGGAGAAAAGCACAAAAAUAAACGUCAGUCUUCAAGGCCUGAGAUAAACGAAGAUGAAGGCAAUACGGAACAGAAGCUGCCCUGCACACAGAACGUAGAUGAGGUUGUGGGUUUAUCCUCCGGUGAAAAGGAUGAGGAGGAAACUGAGCCUGUCCUUUCCUCGAGUCAACAAGAUGCCACGUCAGUAGCAACUGAGACUUCAGGAUCAAGCACUUUAGGUUUGCCUUUAUCAGAGGUGGGAAUGAGAGCACUGUGUGAGGUGCAUAAUGCUGAGAGCAGUUGUACAGAAGGGAGAACUGAUGACCUAAAAAAUAAAUCACUGGAAACUGAUCAAAGAGAAAAUAUUAAACCAGUGGGAAGAGGACGGCUCCAGAGACCUAAACCCAAUUUAUCAAGAGCAGUUGGGAAGAAAUCAGUUGUUUCACGAGGUAAAACAGAUACAGAGAGCGAGAGUUUACACCCAGAAACUCCAGUUGAAAAGAAUCAUGUGGAAAAGGAUAAAAAGAACACAUUUGAUGUUUCUGGAACGGAGAGUGCAGAGAGAGAGAACCCAGAAGCUGAGACUGUAUCUAAUUCAAGUGAAAAAAUUUGUCUGCAGGAAGAUGAUCAACCAAAGGCUUUCAGACCUUCACGGCUAAUGAGGGGCCGAUUGCAGAGGCCAAAGCCAAAUGUCAGUAAAGCUGCUGAAAGAAAAGAAAUUUUUACAUGGCAGGAAAAUAUUGGGGCCAAUGUAGAAAAGAAUGAAAAUGAAUCCUGUGUUGACAGAGAUACUCCUGGACAAACAGAAGAUCAGUCAUGUAAAAGUGUUGAGUGUGAGGACACCACAUCACAGUCUGUGGAAAAAGAUCCUCCUUUUCAGAAUGUGCAGCCAGAUGAGCCCAAGGCUCUUCAUGAAUGUGUGAGUAUUCAAGAGGAUAAUGAAGCAAGUAUACUCAAACAAGUCCCAAUUCUAAAGACUCAAUUUCAGAAACCAAAGCCAAAUGUAGGCAGAGGGACUGGAACAGGAGAGAUUUUCUCAAAGGAAGAGGCGGUUCUUACCUCUGGGGAAAUGACAGCAGCUCUGGGAGAGAUUGCAAGACCGGAAACCUCACCAAGGGAGCAGGUACCAGUGGAGGCUGAUGCUGCUAAGGAGAUGGAGUCAGAUUCGAAAGAAACUGAAAGAAGAGGCAUCUCUUCCGGGGAGAAGAUACCAGAAAUGAUUGACAGCACUGUGGAGAUGGAGACAGGUUUGGAAGAAACUGGAAGAGGGGUUUCCCCAAGGGACAAGGUGCCGCAGGUGACUGAUGCCACGGAGGAAAGAGAGACAGAUUUGGCAGGAAGUGGAAGCGGAGAAACAUUCACACAAGAAGAGGCCCCAGAGGAGGUCAGCACUAUCGGUGACGUGGAGACGGGUUUGGAAGAAACUGGAAGAGGGGUGUCCCCGAGGGACAAGGUCCUGGUGGGGCUCAGUGCCGCAGGGGACAGGGAGGUGGAUUUGGAAGAACCUGGAAAAAGAGACGCUUCCCUGAGGGAAGAGGUCUCGGGAGAGAUGACUGCCGUUGAGGAAACCCAGGCGAGUUUGGAAGAAACUGGAAGAGGAAUUUCCUUGCAGAAAAGUGGAGCAGACGAGAUUAGUACUCCUGGGGAAAUAGUGGCAGGUGUGAAAACCACUGGAAACAUAGACAUUUCUCUAAGGGAAAAUGAACCAGAGGAGCCCGGAGCCUCAAGACACAUUGAGACAGAUUUAACGCAGAGCAGUCGUGCUGACGCCAGCACUCUGCCGUCACUAAAUCUCGAAAACAUUAGCAGUGAAGCCCUAUCCAUGGUGCAUAUAUCUGUAGAAGAGGAAGGAAAUUAUGAAAAGGAAGGAUCAAGUCAGUUGAUUCAUUUGAAGACAUCUUCACAGACUUCUGAACUUGGUAAAACAGAAGACCAAGGGAUGCAAUCUCUAGAUGUUCCAGAGCAGUUUUCAGAUAUUAAUUUAAGCAAAUCUCUUCCUCAAGAACAGAAGCCAUUUGAAGUUAAACCAGCACCUUUUGUGAGAAGUCGAUUCAAAAGACCAAAGCCAAACUUAGCAAGAGCAGCUUUAAAGAGAGAGACUAUGGAAACAGGAAUAUUUGUGCCUGGGAAGAAAUUGGAAACCAGUAAAAUGGAGACUAGUGUGAUGCAACAGAGCACAGAACAGACGAAUAUGCUCCCUUCUCAACACAAUGUGGCUUCCCUAAUGACAUCAAGAGGAAAAGACAAAUCAGGUCACAGGCAGGAGGAGGCUGUGAUAUUAUCAUGUGUGCAGACUGAAAAGGAGCUGUCACCGUCCAGUUUUUGUGAACCUACUGAGGAGUCUCAGGCCACACAAGCCCAGGAAAAGGAACUAGUUGUUUCCAUGGGGACUCAGAAUCUAAACGCUUUCCAACAAGAAAUGAAGGAAAGUGUCAUCCAAACUGCUCAAUCAGUAAGGGGCCGACUUCAGAGACCCCGACCAAACAUAAGAAAGGCUGGACAGAGACAGAGAGUAGGAAAAGGUGAAGCCAACGGCAUAAUUAAGGAAGAAAGAACAAUACUACAAAAAGAUGAAAGUAAAAAGAAAUUCCCAACAGGGGCAAAUUCUCAAAUUGGAACUGAAAUUGAAGUUAUAUCCUCCAAAGUUUCAGAAGGCGGAAUGUAUGAAAAUCAGAGUCACGUGGCUCUUGUAGGAGACCUUCCUGUUAACAAAAUAAACGUUUUAGAUGAAAAGAUGAGACAUGAACAUAAAACAUGUGUUCCCGGUCCAGCACAAUUGAUAAGAAGGCAAUUCCAAAAGGCUAAGCCAAAUUUGGGAAGAGCACAUGGUGGGAAAGAAGCACCAGGUAUAGAAAGAGACGGAGCAGAUCAGAGCAAGGCCAAGAAACUGGAAGAUAAUCUGCUGCAGCAGGGAGACUCUGACGCCCAGCUCCUUCAGAAAGAAAAAGCUGAGUUUCUGACAUCUCUGGAGGUUUCAGCAAGAAAAGAUUGUGUAGGUUCCAAAGAGGCUAGUUUGGCCGAAAAAGAUGCUCAAUCAUCAAGAAAUGUUGGGGAGAAUUCUAUAUCUUCAAUUGUUGAAGAGCAGCAUCUCAGUAAACUAACAAGCUGUCCACUGUUAAGAGAGUCAGAGUACUCUAAGAUUGCUCUGGAUCAAAGAACAGCUGUCUCUUCUGCCUCUGAGUGUUUCAAAGGGCGUAGUGAAAGGAGAAUGCGUCGGAAGAUCAAACCAAAUGUCACCAAAGGGCGCGGAUCAAAACGAACUCGGAGUAAGACCUCUAGGAAGGUACCUAGAGCUUCCAGGGCCACGCUGGUGACUCUUCGGGCUUCCCAGGAGGAAGACGAAGAUGACGCCGAAGACUUUGAGUGUGACUAUGAGGAAGAAAGCUGUCAUCUCGCUCCGGAGGAAGUCAACAAAGCUCCAGUGUUUGUCCCUGUGGGUCUCAGGUCUCCCGAGCCUGUCUCUGCUCAGAUCGAGGAAACCAUGGAAGAGCUUGAAAUAACCGUGAAUGUCCCAGAUGUCGGAUGCAUAGCUGUUGUUGAACAUCAGCUCUUAAACACAGAUGCAACUACUCAGGAAAUGGAACAAGAAGGAAAUUUGAACGCGUUAUCUGUUGAAAUGACCACAGGUGAACAUACCCCAGAUGAAACAGGUAUCAACGAUGGAAGCACCGAAGCUGCCAUAACUUUACUUACAAUGGGAGAUUUAGUGCUGCAGUCGGAGAUCAGUACAGAACAGAGUAAAGGAGUAUGUGUACUUCCUGAUGUUCAUUCAAAGGAUAAAAGCCAUCUUCCUUUUAGCCCAGAUAAUGUAGAUCAUAGAAUUGUUUGUGAAUGUCAGCAGCUUCCUUCACCUAUCAGUAGCACAUCUCCUCCAUCAUUAGAAGAAAACAAGAUUGUAUUGGAGGAACAAAGUACUAAAGAAGAAAGUGGUUUAAUGGAGAAAGUGGAGGAAAACGCCGUGUUGGCCAGGAAUACAACUUCUGAAGUGACCAAUAAUUUGAGAAUGAGAAGUAGAUUUGCCGAGACUAAACCAGAUCUUAAGAUUUUAGGGACCAAUAGGUUUGGUGCUUAUCAGGAAGUUCCCAGUUUGCUUGUAACUAAAGCAGAAGAAGUGGACGUUCAAAGAGAAACUGAGAAAAAUGCUUCUAAGGCAACAGAAUUAGGAGAUAAAAACCUUGGAUCAGUUACAACAGCAGAGAGUAAGGAGCAGAGCAAAUUGGCAUGGGUACAUGGUAUUGAAGAGGCCAGUAUUUCAAAAGAAGCAGAGCUAACUGGAAGAAAUGAAGAUCAAGAAGAGGGGCCUCACGAGGGUCAGAUACUGUCAGUUGCUGCAGUUGUUUCCUCCGAGCCAAGGCCCCACAUGCUUGGCUCGGGGGGAGGUCUCAGUGUGAGUUCUGUGGAAGAGCCCCUGAGAAAGGACUCGGAUGGAGACAGUGUGCUUACACUUCACGUGCCGCAGUGUACACCAGCUAGUAUUCCAGAAGUCCAACAAGAGAAUGUGAUCAGCACUCAAGACCUAACAGUGAAUCUGGUUGCUAACGUACAUCAAAAUGAUGAGGAUGAACAAGCGUUCAUUUUAACUCUGGUGGAAAUUCCAACCAGUGCAGUAGAAGAAUUUACUGAUACCGCCGCACAGUUAACGCCAAGCCCUCUACUGCCAGCGCCCAUAUUGGUCAAAUCAGUGAGCACAGAAGAAAGGGGCGACACGAGUAUGAGUUUUCCAGUAACUUCAAUUGGUCAGAACGCCAUGUGUUUAUCAAAUUCUGGAAGAGACAAUUCUGAAAAACCUCCUGCUAAUUUGGAUCUUAUAUCUAGGAAGAGACUUCAUUGUAGGCUUGAUGAAAGUGACCAUGUUCCUCCUGCCAAAAAAAAUUCACUCACUUCAAGAGACAGUUUUCAAAAAUAUACCUCCGAGGUGUGUUCAAAGGAAUUAAUAAAUGUUUUUGAGGAAACAGGGGAGCCUUCCAGGGGACAAGAUGUCUUCCCUCCCUCAGGAAGCACACAUACAACUCCAGAACCUCAGAAAGAGCAACUUGAACCAGCUUUUCAGAGUCUAGAAUCUAGAUCUCUUGAUAAAAUAACAGACACACAUAUUGAAAAGAAUACCCCUCAGUUACCUCAGGCUGAGAUGAUUGUGUCUGAUAAGGAAGAAAGAACUUGUGCUGCUUCUAAUUCUGAACAAAUGGACAGCAUCACAUCAUCUUCAAAAACCCGACUCUCCAGACCUGGCAGAAGACCCCUGGGAUUUUUGUCUUUAAUAUGUUCAAAGAAUAGUUUGGAGUCUGAUGAACCUACUCAGGUUCAUAGUAAGAAACGCCUAAAACCUCUUAUACCUGUGUCAAGAGAGAAAUUGAGAAGGUCGAAUCCACUCAGUGAAAGCCAGAAAAAACUUCAGGAGUCCUCUGCUCUGCCUCCAUCCCCCAAUGUUGUCAGUGCUCCAUCUGAGAGUGUCGGCAGUUCAGCCGCUCAGGUUUCUUGUGAUCACCCCUUGCCCAAAGAAGAAUGUAAAAGUGGCCAAAGCCGGGCACCUGAAGGGGAGCCAACCACAGUCUCUGAGUAUUUCUUUAGUGACAUCUUCAUUGAAGUGGAUGAAACAGAAUAAAAGUCUUUUUUUUAAAGUCUAGGAUUCCAAAGUCAGUUAUAUCAACAAAGCAGUAGAUGGAAAAAAGAACCCCUGGCUCUUUUUCUCUAGGUUGAUUUUGAAUAUUUAAUGAACUUGAUUUGAAGCUUUUAUUAUCAGUGGAAGACAUUGCUGAGAUUCCUUUCCUUCUGAUUUAUUCCACAUUCUGGAAACACCAAGCAGUUAAGCCUGCUUUCUCAGACAGAGACAGCAGCUCUUGUUUACAUGCUGCCUCUCCGGUGCCGAGCACAGUGAACACUUUGGAGUGUUGUGGAUAGUGUCUCUGUACAUACGCAUCACAGUGCCGACGUGUUUGGAGGUGCAUUGUCCUUAACAGUUAGCCAACUUCUUCUAUGCAGUUUUUCUGUUUGUUUGGGUUUGGUUUUGGAUGAUGAGGGCCUUUUCCGUAGCCUCUCAGUGCGUGAAAGCAGAUUGUGAAACUCCGUGUUAGUGCAGUAAAGGGUAACAACUUCUCUAGUAUCAGCUGUUUGACUGACUGAAAAAUAGGCAUUUUUCUAAUUCAUGUUGAUGUAACAUUAGUCCUAAUCUGAAGAACUAGUAUUUAAACUUAUUAUUUAUAAAGAUAAAACAUCAAAAAGCUUAUUUAUUUUUAAAUUUUUUAUUUAAAAGAAUAUUCAGUUUUAAUUAUUUUCACCCCUCAGAUUAUGGGUAAAGAAGGCAUUAACAAAUUUAUGUUUGUCUCCUUGCCCUCUUUAAUUUUAAAUAUAUUUAAAGUGGUGUGUUUGGAUAGUGUAUAUGUUUUGAAUACAUUUUUUUCUCAUUCUUUAGUAUAUUGACUUUGUACUGUGAAUUUUUUGUUUUUAUUUCUUGGAUAAUCUCAGGAUUUGUAUGGGGAAAAAAAAAAACGCUUAACUUCAUUUAUGAGGCAGAUUUCCAUACAAAACUCAAUGUCCUGUACACACACAUACACUCACACACACAUUCCUUUUUUUAAAAACCAAUUUCUUGAUAGUUUUCCCCCUCCAUUAAAUUCUGCUUAAGGAGCACUUAGGCCUUUAAAGCAUAGAACAUAAUUGUGAUGUUAAAAACAAAAAAUAAGAAAACAAUAAGAUUUUAUUAAGUCAGUGAUCAUCAUCAACAUGAAUUGAAGAGUUAUUUUUAAUUUCAAGAUUUUGUGAUUUACAUAUGUAGUUCUGUUAUCCACCCAAGCAGAUCUUUGGUGGGUCAAAUUAGACUUCUCAAAGAGCAGGUUUACUCUCUCUUUGGAAAGCCGCCUGGGUUGGUAAUACGUUAGAUCAGGAGUCAGAAACGUUUCCUGGGCAGUAUCCUCGCAUUUGUGGGCCGGAAGGCAUCUGUGGCACCUGCUCAGUCCUGCCACUGCAAUGUGAGAACAGGCCCAGACAGUAGCUGAGUGAUGGGCAGGGCUGGACUGCGCUUUGGUUUGAGCCCAGCAGUGGACAGUAGUGUUCUCACCAAGACAUCCUUGUCUGUGAGGUAGUGGUGCCUAACAAUUAAAACUGUGUGGAUUGUAUUAUGAAAUGAUCAGUAUUUCAACUGGGAAGAUAUUUUCAUGUCUAGAUAAUUGUGUUUGUGUAUUGCAAAAAAUGGUGGCUGGCUUUCAGUUCAUUACUAAAAUAGGAUGUGGCUCAGCAAGUAUAACAGUAACCCUAAUUUAUUAAAAACAAUUGAUAUUACAGCAUUUCUUAUUAUUCCCCUAUAGUGAAAUUUACAGUUUAACUUUUUUAUCAUAAAGGAGGAUCUGUAAAUCUGAGUGGAAAUUCUCUAUAGGUAUGCAUUUAUUUAUUUUGUGUGAUUAAUAUGUCACAAAAAUCAUGGUAGUAAAUCACAUUGCUAUUUUAAUGCCCUGUUUUUAUAAAUUUUUUAAAAAUCUCAUAUUCUGAAAAGGUUUCAUGUAAUUAAUGUUAGUUUGGGUGUUAGGCUGCCACAAUCAAACUAUUAUUUUAUCCCUUGUGUAAUAUUUAUUUUUUAACUUUGUUAAUAUCUUUCUCUUGCACAUCUACAACAAAAUAAUUUUAUGGAAGAUGUAACUUCUUACUAUAUAAAGAAUAAUUUUAUCUUUGGGCAUUCAUUGCAUUUGAGAAUCAAGUCAGCCAGCUAAAUUAUCUCACUAUUGUAUCCUUAAAACUAGUCUUGGAAAGAGAAACUUAAUCAGUGUAUUUACCUGACAAGGUGGAAAGAGCUGUUCACACCUGUGUUUAAUCUGAUUCAUGUGAAGAUGAUGUUGCGAAGAAUUUGCAUUUGUAUAAAUCUUAAAGGAGAUAUGAUUAAAGGUCUUUAUUUUUUCUUGGCUUUUCCUCCUGAACACUUACGUCUUAGCAAGUGAUGAACAUGAGGAUUUACAAGCCUAAUUGCUGGUAAAGGAUUGAGGCACAGAUAAACUCGGAGUGCCCACAGUCGGCCACCGUGCUGUUUGAAAUAGAAGUGACCAUGCACACUGUCUCGCUUGAGGAAGCCUGACAGAAGAGCAGUGUCUGUCGUUUGCAAAUUUUCUUGUUCUAAAGAAAGCAGUUAUGUUCUAUAGAUAUAAAUUAUGUAAAUAAAAGUUAUUUUAUACUA
Diceros bicornis minor is the source of this 9776-nucleotide messenger RNA. It is a transcript of the gene BDP1, whose product is annotated as B double prime 1, subunit of RNA polymerase III transcription initiation factor IIIB. The record is from RefSeq and is a predicted model, not a curated record. The coding region runs from base 159 to 7220 and encodes 2353 amino acids. Gene Ontology annotation, biological process: RNA polymerase III preinitiation complex assembly. Lineage: Eukaryota; Metazoa; Chordata; Mammalia; Perissodactyla; Rhinocerotidae. The transcript is spliced from 39 exons. Gene Ontology annotation, cellular component: transcription factor TFIIIB complex. Gene Ontology annotation, molecular function: TFIIIC-class transcription factor complex binding.